Messenger RNA from Onthophagus taurus, 2363 nucleotides. The record is from RefSeq and is a predicted model, not a curated record. Lineage: Eukaryota; Metazoa; Arthropoda; Insecta; Coleoptera; Scarabaeidae.
UUUAAGGAUUGGUGGGAUGCUCAAAUACACGUACGAGGUUUCCCAAUUUGGUUAGGAUAUAUUCCCAAGGUGAUGUUGGCCGUUGUAAUCACCUUAAUGGAUGAGGCUUAUUUCAAAAUCGCCUUAUGGUUAAACGAUAAAGAGAAUUACCGUCUUGAAACCAAGUAUGAGAAUCACCUGAUCGGAAAAGUGGCUUUGUUUCAAUUCAUCAACUCGUUCAUGUCCCUCUUCUACAUCGCUUUUUAUCUACAAGAUCAAGCAAGAUUGAAAGAGCAACUUGCCGCUUUAUUAAUUUCACGACAAGUAAUCGGUAAUUUAAAAGAAUCUGCUUUACCAUACAUGUUGGAACAUUUAAAAUUGGCCAAAAUGAGUUUCGAUCUUUGGGGCGCGUUAAGUCCAACGAGUUCAUCCAGACCACCUCCGGGUGAAGUGCAAGAACCGGAAUCUGAUAGUCACAAAGACGGUGAUACACCAGAAGGGGUUACAAGUAAACGAAGUAUGAGUCAAGCUGAGUUAGAAAGUUCUUUGUUUAAGUAUGAUGGAACAUUUUCUGAACAUCUCGAAAUGACGAUGCAAUUAGGAUACGUUAUUUUAUUUUCAUCUGCGUUUCCACCGGCUGCUUUAUGCGCAAUGUUUAAUAAUUUUAUUGAGAUAAGAAGCGAUGCUUUUAAAUUGGCUUAUGUUUGUCAGAGGCCGUUUGGACAACGUGUACCAAAUAUUGGAACUUGGCAACAUUGUAUGGAAUACAUGAGUAUAAUGGCAGUUUUAGUAAAUUGUGCAUUAAUAGGCCUCUCAGGCCAAGUACAUCGAAUGUUCCCCGAUAUGACAGCAACACAAACAAUCCUUUUAAUCGUAGCUCUAGAACACAUAAUGCUAUGUAUUCGAUUUAUAAUAACCUGCGCGAUUCCUGAUAUUCCGGGUUGGUUGGCAACGGAAAUGGCCAAAAUUGAAUGGGCUCGACGUGAAGCGAGCCGAGUUGGAGCUACCGGAACUCCGUCUCCCGAUGAAAUCUUACCGACAUCGAAAACAAUCGGGAGAUUUUCCGUUUCGCCCAGUCAUAGUUUAGUGACGAAUAACGACGGGGCGAAUAAAAAAGAUUCGAAAGAAGACAAAUUGGAUAAAUUAGAGAAACCAUCUAGUAAAGAAGGCAGCAACGAAAUUCUAAAAACAUCGACUAGCGUUACACCGGUUUCAACACCAACUACUCCUCAUUCAUUUAAUUCGCAUCACAAACCCGUUUCAAUCACCCCAGAUAGUAUUCAAGCUAUCCCACCGUUUAAACCGAGAAAAUCAAAAGAAUGGACUGAAGAAGGUGGAUAUCAUCUUACGAUUGGCCCAACCGGUGGAGCCGAAUGGUCGAGGAGAUUAAAAGAAGAAGAUAUUCAUCGAAGUAGCGAUUGCAUAGCGAGCAAAGAUUCAUCGAGUUCAGAUUCUGAUUUAUUAAAAAAUAGUCCUAUUUGGCCACCACGACCUCGAACACCACCAGGUAAUAGUAACGUGCUUAUUCCAAAAACUAGUCCAACCCCAAUCGAUGCUUCAUUAAGUGAUAGUGCGAAAAGUAUUUCCAGUCAAGAAGCUGAUGAACAAGCAAAAGCUGAAGAAUUAGCAGCAAAGAAAACACGCGUAAAACAAAGCCUGAUGAAAAGAGCGCGAUCGGUGGCUAUUUUCUCAUUGAAAUUAAAAGAACGGAGAGCACGGGAGGCGGCAGAAAAAGCGAGUAAAUUGGCGGUUACACCAACUGCCCCACUUCCUCCUCCACAAUGUGGUGGUGGAGAAUUAAAUUUAAUACCAAUCGAAAAAUUGAUUCAGUUGGAAGAUUUAAGAAAAAAUCCACCUCAACGAAACAGUCAAAGUGGUACAUUGUAGCAAUUUAUUUGGCGUUAAUUACAAUCGGAUUAAAAAUCCGAUAGAAACGGCACAGGAUAAAAGUGUAAGAGUAAUAUUAAAAUAUACCAUAAACAUUUUACAUAUAGUGAGGAGCAUCGAAAAAAAACAUAAUAAGGAGUAUGAUAAGGUACUAAAUAAUAAAAAAGACUAGAUUCAAUAGAACUUAACAAGAGAGAGAAAUAGAUGGUAAAAACAGGAAAGCAUGUAGGUGUAACAUUUUAGGCGGGGGUUUCCCGAAAACUCCUUAGGAAUUACAACAAAACAUACAAAUUAAACAAGGUAAAUUUAGGGUCUUUAAUAUACAGAGUGAUAAUAUAUAUGGUUUACGCUCAAAUCGAUAAGAAUUUAAUUUUGCGUACAAAUAUGUUUCUUUUUAUUAUUAUUUCUUUAGCUUUAACGCAACUAUUCCGGCCUGUAGGUGAUAUUAUUUUAUAAGAUGCUAAAAAUAGAAAAACAAUAUUUUGCUAGCUUUAAAA